AAGAUGACAGGAGAGGUUUUCUUAGAACUGGAGAGAUUCCAGACCAUCUGUAGUAUCAAGAUCAAGAUAUACCACCAUGAUUAGGAUCAAGAUCAAGUUAAGUUGAUAUCUGCUCAUUCACGCUAUUAUUUAUUUCAAAGAUGUUGUCAUCAAUGGUGAAGGACCAUCAAGCAAGGCAGCAAGCCAGGAAGGAGGAGCAAGAACAACGUCGAAAGGAAGCCAUACAGGCGAGCAGCAACCUGACCCAUGCCUUGGUAGACCAUCUCAAUGUUGGGGUAGCACAGGCUUACCUCAACCAGCGGCGCCUUGACAGUGAGGCAAUCCAGCUGGAGCAGAAUGCAACAAACUUUCAGCGUCAGACAUCCCAGUGGCUUACUCUGGUAUCGUCCUUCACCGACUCCAUGAAAGAAGUUGGUCAUGUGCAAAACUGGGCCACCACCAUCGAGGCCGACAUGCGCACCAUCUCCACAGCUCUUGAGUAUGCCUAUAAAGUGGAGCAACAGAGUGGCAGUGGGGGUCCGUCCACUUGAAGAGAGCCUGACCAGGGAAUGCUUGAAAGACAUCUUGCAUUACAUGUUUGGGGACCACUUGGUUGUUAUUUAGGGUAGGGUAUAGUGUCCAAUAGGUAUGCAAAAAUACAUGGAAAACUCCUUUCGCAUGAUUGUACCAUGAUUCCCAUGAUUUUUCAAGGCAACAUAAAUUUUGAAUUUUUUAAAUUUCUAUUUUUUUUUUUAUCAUAUGUGUUACGUAUACAUGACUUUUGGUGUGCCAUUAUACAUAAAAUAUAACCUUGUUGUAAAUGAGUACAUACAAAAAUUGACGUAAGAAUGUUUAUAAACAUUAAAGAAAAAUGUCUCCUUCCUGGGCAAAAAAACUUUUUAUUUAUCUAUUUAUGUAUUUAUUUAUUAUUUUUUUAAAUAGUUACUAGAUACACCUGCCAUGAGUAACUUAAGAGGUAAUACAUUCUCAUUCUGAUUUAUAAUGUGUAGGGCUCCACUUUUAGUGUACAACACGCAUAUUUUUGGUUGGUUGGUGGGCAGAAUAGUUAGAUUUGGCCUUUUAAGAGAAAUGUAGGCCUUAAAAAAUUUAGAUCCAGAGGCCAAACAUAUUUUGGCCUUUUUUUUUCUUUUCUACUGCUCAGGAUAGUCAGCAUAUAUUAUUUUCCCCCAAAUUAAAUGUAUUAUAAGUUACUGCAGGAAAAUAAGUUUCAAAGUUAUCUUUAUACAUACGCAAACAUCACACAUGUUGUACUAUACAUACUUCGUAUUGGUUUAGUAUGUGUGUGUACAAUGUGCCUUGGACCAUGAUGGCAACAAUGGUAAGCCCUCCUCACGCUUGUCGCUGCACUCUGUCAUCUGGUGUCAUGACUCAUGACACAGGAUUUUGAUGAAAUGCUGCAAGUACAUUUCUAGCAAGACAACAUCCAAGCCUGGUCCAUAUGGGCCAUCACUGAGUAUACAUAAUAAACUUGAUUUUGCAGAAUAUAGUAAGAUAACAUGGAGUAUUGGCUGUAUCUAACUAAUUAGUGAUCUUUAUCAUUAUUAAGCCUAAUAAAUAGGUAAUUAUUUUUUGCCUUAUCUUCUAUAUUAUGGUGUAAUAUGAUUGUCCUUUUCUCUUGCCUUUUCAAUCAUAAGUGUGGUCUCAUUGGAAUUAAUACAUUUGGCAACCCUGUUGGUGGGGGAAGGGAAGGAAGUGAAUCAAUUCAAGUGUCUCUGUUUGUGUUCAGGUGUUGUAUAUUUGUUUAGAGAAUGUGUCUUUGGUACUGUUGACUAAAGUACAAUGAGGAAGUCUGUUCUAGUCUUUUAUGGUGCAUGGAAAAUAUGAGUGCUUGUAUGCAUCUGUGUUAGUAUGAUAUGUUUGGUAUGCUGGGUUGUGUAUACCAAUACAUUAAUUUUUUAAGCUACAGAUCAAUGUCACGCCUCCUCAAGGAACCCAGUAUUUGGUUGGCUUUAGAGCAUAUGGAAUAUGUGUGAGUGUGCAAUUUAAGGUUUGUGGAAAGAUGAACAACAAUAAGUAUGCAGUGUGUGAUGCCCAAGAAGGAUGCACGUAGUACAUUUUGGGCAACAUGCUCUUUGUACAUUCUGGACCAUUCCUGGGAUAAGUUAGACAGUUUCAGGGUAAAUUGAAUCCCUUUCAAGCCUGUAGUAGAGGCAGUCUUGGCAUGCAAUGUGUCUUAGGACUGUCUGGCAGCAGUUUGAUAAAAUGUGUACUUACUGAUCUUUGAUAUCUGGGAUCAGUCCAAUAGGUACUGCACACACACACAGCCCCAGCCUUAAUAUUUUGUUUCUAGGCAGUCCUGAUGCAUUUUUCUCAUACAUUGUAUGACAAAAUGAAUUUACAAAUAGAAAAAAAAAUUAUUAGAGAAUUAGUGAUUAAACAUGAAAUGUUGCAACUAUUGAUACCUGUUGACAUGAAGGCAUAAUGGUUAAGCUAAAACAUGAGAACAAAUUUUAAUGUCCAACUAUUAUCAUAUCCUGUGGAGAAGUUUUUAGUGCCAAUUGCAUACCUAAUUGAGUGAUUGUACCUAUUGGACACUACACUAAUGUUUGUAUUGGAAUGCAAUGAACUGUGUAUACUUUCAAUAUUGAUUUUAGAUCAGUUCAAACAACACUCAUAAAGUGAUGUUCACCAGGAUCUGAUGAAAUGAAGGAUUUUCAUUGAUUGAAUUAUGAAUUUUUGUUUAGAGUAUAUGUGGGAAUAUGAGUACUUGUGAAUGUAGAUGUAUUGUGUUAUUUGCUUGUCUUUUAAGAAAGGGUCAGCCUGAUAGAUACAUGAACUAGUAACUGUUCAAGGUACAUGCCUAGCUCUGUAUAUAUGUACUAUUGUAUCUUUCCAGCAUCACUCUUUCUUUAACUCAGCCAUUGCAAGAUUUUGAUCCAGGGAUUUUAGUAGCAACAGUAUCAGACUGUCCGUCAAUAUGUUAAGGCCUCAUUCCUUUAUAAUUACAAUGGUAGAAAUCAAACAUGUUUUCUGACAUGUCUGUGUAGUAAUGUAUGUACUAUGUCUUCAAGUCAGCUAAUAGAAUGUCCAUGAAAGGAGGCUGAAGCUUUUAAAUUAAUAUUCCUAGAGAGGCAUGGGUAAAGAGAACCUUAUAAUUAGUAUAGGGCAGUAGUUCCAACCUGUGGUUCAUGUACUUGUGGUACAGUACCACAGGUUGGGAAUUACUCAUAUACCGCCUUCCAGGUGGUACAGGAGCACUUUUGAGAUCAUAUAUAAUUUUCAGUUAAAUUAGAUCAAUUAAUUUAUCAGAAAAAAUAUUGAUUUACACAAAAAUAAUCUGGCAUUGAUCAGCUGGUGAAGAAACUUAUGCACCCCUCCUAUUGAGUUGUUCCUUGUUGUUUGUUCAUUUGUGUGUUCUACUUGUGAAUAAAUGAUAUUUGCUGGAA
This is a messenger RNA of Portunus trituberculatus (swimming crab), 3386 nucleotides long. RefSeq names its product biogenesis of lysosome-related organelles complex 1 subunit 1-like (gene Blos1). Lineage: Eukaryota; Metazoa; Arthropoda; Malacostraca; Decapoda; Portunidae. Gene Ontology annotation, biological process: endosomal transport. The coding region runs from base 141 to 530 and encodes 129 amino acids. Gene Ontology annotation, cellular component: BLOC-1 complex. The record is from RefSeq and is a predicted model, not a curated record. The transcript is spliced from 4 exons.